Molecule: messenger RNA, 8788 nt
Organism: Haliotis rufescens (red abalone)
Lineage: Eukaryota; Metazoa; Mollusca; Gastropoda; Lepetellida; Haliotidae
Product: serine/threonine-protein kinase 32B-like
Exons: 11
Coding region: 449-1711 (420 amino acids)
Biological process (GO): regulation of signal transduction; G protein-coupled receptor signaling pathway; protein phosphorylation
Molecular function (GO): G protein-coupled receptor binding; ATP binding; G protein-coupled receptor kinase activity
Source: RefSeq, a predicted model, not a curated record
AAGCAGCACAUGCAAGAGCAGCAAGCGCUUGUGUGCAUUGUCGAUAGUGAGAAAAACUACUUUCAUUCACUUGAAUAGAAUUUCUUGCGAGAGAAAUUUUUGGAGAUUCAUUUAUAACCUGAGGGUGUCCGACCCAAGAGUUGGCAAAGCCGCAUUGAUUCAUCCUGUGUUGAAAAACUGAUCUCAACUAUAACGUGAAGAGAUCAAUUCUGUGACAGUCGGCACGGAAAAGACAGCUCUUUGUGUAUAGCAUGGCUGUAAACUCACUGGAUGUAUGUCAAUGCUGAAUGCUGGACUGGACUAACGGACAAGGAUGGCAUUUAUGUUGUGAAGGCUGGGACUAGCGUCGUGUAACUUUAUUAUCGCUGCACACCGUGACUUUUAUUUCAAGCUUGGACCACCAAGGUUGAUGGUGGUCGACUGAAAUCUCAGCAAGAUUGGCUGUACAAUGGGAACGGGGCAUUCCGCGCGGAAAGAAUCUUUCGACGCGAAUGGAGAAGUCAACUUUGAUCACUUUCAAAUUCUCCGUGCCAUCGGGAAGGGAAGUUUUGGGAAGGUAUGCAUCGUCCAGAAGAAGGAUACCAAGAAGAUGUUCGCUAUGAAAUACAUGAACAAGAACAUGUGCGUGAGGAAGGACGCCAUCUUGAACGUGCUGCGUGAGGUGGAAAUCAUGAGGACAUUGGACCACCCGUUCCUGGUGAACCUGUGGUUCACCUUCGAGGACGAGGAGGACAUGUUCGUGGUAGUGGACCUCCUGUUGGGAGGCGACCUCAGGUACCACAUGCAACAGGAAGUGGACUUCACCGACACUCACGUCAAACUGUAUCUGUGUGAGAUAGCUCUAGCACUGGAUUACCUCAGGAGUCGGAACAUAGUACACAGAGACAUUAAACCUGACAACAUCUUACUGGACGAAGAGGGUCACGCUCAUAUAACGGACUUCAAUAUUGCCACCACACUUGCCACGGGAGAACUAGCUACAUCUAUGUCGGGAACCAAGCCGUAUAUGGCCCCAGAGGUGUUCGCCUGUUCCUUGGAGGAAAGCCGUGGAUAUGGGUACCCGGUAGAUUGGUGGUCCAUGGGAGUGUCAGCGUUUGAAUUGCUCAAAGGAAGGAGGCCGUACGAGAUCCACGGUUCCACCACCCUGACAGAGGUGAAGGCACUGUUUCAUAACACCAAGGUGCACUACCCGUCGCUCUGUGAUAACGGCAUGAAGGAUCUCCUCCGACAGUUACUGGAGGUGGACCCGGUCCAGAGGCUGUCUACACUAGCUGGCUUCAAGAGACAUCCAUUCAUGGCGGACACCGACUUGGAUAGCGUGCUCAGGAAAGAAGUCAAACCUGUUUUUGUGCCUUCUAAGGAUCACCUCAACUGUGACCCAACGUACGAACUGGAGGAGAUGAUCAUAGAGACGAAACCACUUCAUAAGAAGAAGAAGAGACUCGCCAAACAAAACUCCAGGAAGGGGGAAAUGAUGUCCCAGUCGUCAACAGAGGAAAUGGACGAGCUGCAGAUCUACCUGAAGAGUAUAGGAAAAAACUUUACACCUUACAACAGGGAGAAAAGUCUCGAGGAACAAGAAAGGAAGAAGCUAGCAGACCUGGAAUCGGAGAAGGAGACGACAGAAUCGGACGAGCCAGUGAAGCAGACGACAGUUUCGGACGAGCCGGAGAAGCAGACGAUAGAAGCAGAAACCACCGAGCCGUCUUGAUAUCCAUCCUCACUACACAGGGGUGUAUUUGUGUUAUAAUAUUUGGCUGAGUUUUCUCACUUAUAUUAUGUAGGCAAUAACAGUUUUGGAGAAAUAUAACAAUCACGCAGCCAGAGCAUCCCUAUCAGGUCAAUAUUUGCAAUAUGUGGGUUGUAUUCCAGGAAUGAAAAUGCACAUGCGCAUGCUCUGUUGUUGUUUAUAAUAUGAUUUACAUAGGAGCACGUGAUCCAAUUUCAUAUGGGAUGCGGCACAUGUCUUGUGAAGAUUUCGCGAAAUGAUAGGAGUUACCAAAAACAGCAAGCACCUCUAUUGCAAUGACACACACACAAGGUUUGCUGGUAGGCUGUCGAGGGCAGAGAAUUCCGAUUGAAGUAGCCAUAUGUGUCGAGCAGUCAAAUCUAUUGAAUGAUUGCUGGAUCAAAGACUAAGAGUCCAGGGAGUGGUUUUAUGGAUUCUCUAGUCGCCGUUCGUUUCUUUCAUUAAAUGGUAAUCAUCAUCUGUUUUUUUUAUUAUGUUACUGUUGGUAGAGCCAAACGUGAGUUACUUCCCUUGUUUGUUAUGUCGCCGUUAUGAUUGACUUCACAAUUGACUUUGCUCUCUUAUAAGAUUCAUGCAAAUUGAAACGGAAUAUAUCUAUAUUCAUCCCAAUUAAAGGGGUGACUAGCGAGAACUUUUUUGUAACUGAAAAGUAGUUCGAUAGUUAAGCAUACUAUUGUGAUAGUAUUGCAAUAUCGGUGCCACUGUUGCUGUAGAAUUGCCAUAAGUAUAUCUACCUUUAGCUAAGUACAUUUCCUUGUUCCUGGCACUACGUUAUUAUAGCCAUGAUCAAUGGAUCAGUGUACACUCGAUUUCCAUUCUCAGCUCCCUGAGGAGUAUGAGACCCAAUCAAUGUUUUAUUGGUGUACUGCCUUGGAUUAAUGGGAUGGAUCGAGUGUAUCACCCGUUGAACCCCUAAGCAUUUGAACAAUAUUACUUUUUUAAUGGUGAGUGAGUGAGUGAGUGGGUAGGGUUUAACGCCGCUUUGAACAAUAUUCCAGUUAUAUCACAAGUGACAGCUUAGUGUGGGAUGAAAGACCAAACUGAUGCAUUUCUGAGACGUUUACCACUUUGGUGAAACCACGAGCACGGAUAUGGUGCUGACAAACAUAGAAACACAAUAAGAACGAACCGGGAUUCGAAUCAUCAAUCAUGUUUUGUUUAUGCAGUACUUCGGGCCUUUGGGCCUGCAAUAUGAAACCCUUGGCACUUGGCGUGCACAGGGGACGCAACUCUACACAGCGAAUUGCGGCGCCUAUAAGACGACUGGGCCACCCGUGCCCCAAGAAAUGAGUUAAAUCAUUCUCAAAAGUAUAACGAUAAUUUUGAUUUUGAAUGUAUGUCUGUAUGUCACGACGCUCUGUCGUUCUGUCAGUUGUAUUCAGGUUAACCCAUUAUAAAAACACGGGACAGUGCCCAUUGAGGGGCACCAGAAAUAAUGGACUAGUUCCAACACGGACCAGACACGUUGGUCCAGGCGCUGCUCCGUUUUGAACUGCGCGGGGUUGACGGACCUUGACUUCGAGGGUGUCAUUUUUUCUAUGUUAUAUCCACGUAUGCAUGCCCAAAUGCUUGUUUGACCCUAGUAUUUGGAAAUCCUAUUCCCUUCUUCCAGUCCCGUACCAUCCUCGGUUAUCCAGUGUGUUAUAACACCAUUCUGUUACGAUUAAGACCCCGGACCCAUUCGCUAUAGCUUUGGUUUGAGUCCAAUGCGAAUAACAAGGACAGGACGCUAUAUCGCCUUCCCAUGAAAUCGCAUUCAUGUACGAGGGGAAUUCAGUGAAAAGUUACUGACAAGAGAUUUCGACAUGGUGACGUCACUUCACAAAGGAAGCUGUGAAGGAGACAGUCAAGUCAAAGGGAGUCUAGUGUAUUUAUCUGAGUAGAGUAGAGAUUUGAUACAUGUGAUAAUCGAGGAUGGACACAUACGCACAGAAACAGAUCUUGAGAUAAAACACAGAGCAAUCUAUCCCAAUGCCAAUCUCCUAUAUGCAGUAAAUAAAAAUUUGCAGAACUGCAAAUCUUGUUACAGAAAUUUGGAUUUGUUACAGAAAACGGGUUGUUACAGUGACAUUACGCCGGCAGCAUUACUCUAACUCACGGUGUUUAAGCGUGUGCAGAGUCUCUGGUCGUAAAAGGCGCGGGGAGGGGCAAGUGGCACCACGGGCACCUCACCCAUGCCCCCAUACUGUUCUAUGCUGAUCGUAAGAGGAUACUGUGCUGGUCGUAAGAGGCGACUAACGGGAUCGGGUGGUCAGGCUCGCUGACUUGGUUGAUGCAUGUCAUCGUAUCCCAAAUGCGUUUAUCGAUGCUCAUGAUGUCAAUCACUGGAUUGUUUGGUCCAGUCUCGAUUAUUGACAGACCGCCGUCAUAUGGCUGGAAUAUUGCUGAGUGCGGCGUUCAACAACAGACAAACAAACAGAUACGUGUUCAGUUGUUUGCGCAAGAGACCCCGAAAAGCCCUUGUGUAGGCGUAGCCAAGUGGCUACAGCGUAUCCUACUUUCGACUAAGAUCCGAGUUCGGUCCCCACAUGCGUGCAAUGUCACACUGUGUGAAGCCCAUUUCCGGCGUUCUCACGCGGUGGUAUGGCUGUUCUGUGGGAAGAGCGGCUGAUCGAGGUCCAUUGCAAACUGCAAUGUGUUGACUAUUUGCGGAACGGGAGAUAGUGAGUGAGUUAAAAUUUAACGUCACAUCGGCAUUAUUUCAGCCAUAUAGCGACCGAACGGCAGAUACAAGACGCGGAAAUACUUGAUCAUUUCAAGUGAUACAUCUGCGAAAAUUUUAGAUCAGGAUAUGUGACAGCAUUUUUACAGAGACGCAUUUAUUAUUACUGUUCAAGACUAACGUUCCCAUGUCACAAUGAAGAGGACGUAUGUUUUGAGAUGUAGUGUCAUUGAAUUUGAUGCCAUGUCAUGUCCAAUCUCUUACAAAACGUUUAAUUUCUAAACUUGUGUAUAUUUAACACAUAUAUAUUUAUAUGUUAUAAUUCAAAUGUAUAUUCGUUUUGUAAAUAUUUAUGAAUGUCACAGUUAUUUGGAAUGUAUAUAGUUUCUAUUAACGGUUAUAACGGAUUGUGUGUUAUAAUGUAAAUCUGAUUGAUUCACUUUGUGUUCCCAGACUCACGUUUCAUGUCACGUAAACAUAUUAAAACCUUUACAAACAAAUAGAUUAUUCAAAAGUCAUAAUGCUUGUUUUUCGAGUUUGUUUUGGCUCGAAUUAUCACAUUCGUCUUGUUGAAGUCAGGAAUAACAUUUGGUGCAUGUAAAAUAUCAGAAUGUUCUUUGUGUUAGUGUUUAACACAAAGAUUAGAAUGUCCCUUGUGUCACAGUGUUUAACACAAAGAACGUUCUAAUCUUCUACACGUACGAACGAAAUUUUGUUCCUGUCUUCAUCAAGAAGAACGUGAUAAUUCGAGACAACGAGUUGAGAAAUGUUUGAUAGUUGAUGGUAAACAAAUAAUUCAAAUGUAUUCUGCCCAGAGAUUGCCACUGCAUCAAUAUCCAGCUAAGAAGAGCAUGCGCACAUGUAAACAACUUCGCGGAACAUUAACGAAACCAAAUAUAACGAUUUUCCAAAUUGAUUGCUAUGAAAAGUCAACGUUUAUUUGUGUACAAGUUGACUGACAGACCGAAGCAUGCCCUCAGACACACAUGUACAAGUUGACUGACAGACCGGAAACCAUGCACUCAGACACACAUGUACAAGUUGACAGAGUGGACGGAAACCAUGCACUCAGACACACAUGUACAAGUUGACUGAAAGACCGGAAACCAUGCACUCAGACACACAUGUACAAGUUGACUGAAAGACCGGAAACCAUGCACUCAGACACACAUGUACAAGUUGACUGACAGACCGGAAAGCAUGCACUCAGACACACAUGUACAAUUUGACUGACAGACCGGAAAUAAUGCACUCAGACUCACAUCCACAAGUUGACAGAGAGGACGGAAACCAUGCACUCAGACACACAUGUACAAGUUGACUGACAGACCGGAAAUAAUGCACUCAGACUCACAUCCACAAGUUGACAGAGAGGACGGAAACCAUGCACUCAGACACACAUGUACAAGUUGACUGACAGACCGGAAACCAUGCACUCAGACACAUGUACAAAUUGACUGACAGACCGGAAAUAAUGCACUCAGACACACAUGUUCAAGUUGCUGACUGACCGGAAACCAUGCACUCAGACACACAUGUACAAGUUGACUGACAGACAGGAAACCAUGCACUCAGACACACAUGUACAAGUUGCUGACAGACCGGAAACCAUGCACUCAGACACACAUGUACAAGUUGCUGACUGACAGGAAACCAUGCACUCAGACACACAUGUACAAGUGGAAACAAAGAUUAUGCCAUUUCCAUUGUAUGUUGUGUGGAUACACUACACUCCGUGUUUCGGGUUAGAAUUUGUCUUCAUCAACCCUUGCUUGUCGUAAAUGGCGAUUAACAGGGAUCGGGAAGUCAGGCUUGCUGACUCGGUUGAUGCGUGUCCUCGUGUCCCAGUUGCGUAGAUCGAUGCCCAUGAUGCCCAUGACUAGAUUGUCUGGUCCAGAUUCAAGGUUUCAUAGACCGCCGUUAUAUGGCUUGAAUAUUGUUGAGUGCGGCGUUAAACAACAAAUACAACAAAGACAGAAUCCGGUACACCGUCAAGAAUGUAACAUUGAACCUUCGUUCUAUACCAUGUAUAGCGUACAAUAGGCACCGACACUGCUUGGGAAGAUGCCGCGUCACAUGUAUGUUGUGUAGGCAUUGAGAAGCAUCGGCCACACCUUCCACCACACCUUCCACGAUAAAGAGUCAUAACAAUGCCAUAGAUUCGAGCCAAAUCACACCAGUUGUUGAACAUAGCUCCAUUUAUGUUUGUUAUUUAUUGAAUGUCAUUAACAAUAAGAAACCUACACCUAAAUUAGUCGGCAAUAUAUUGACAAAUUGUAUUGUGUAUAUGCUUGUGUAUUCAUAUAUAUCAAACCAUGUGUGGAUUCCAUGUCAAAAAGGUUCCCAGUACCUCAUGUUUGUCGUAAGAGCCGACUAAAAAGGGCCUCCAGUUGCCAGGUUUCGAGACAGUUCCAGUGACUUGGAUUGUUGCUCUUUCUAUCAGUCACUAGUUCGCCUAGUUCAGACCAUCUUCCCGAGGCAAGGGCGAUAACUGACUAUAUAAGUCCAGUCUCCACCCUUGCCGAACCAGACUGGAAUUUCUGGGCUCGAUCGUAGCGCCACAAAUGGCUAUUACUGUCCCUUCUAUAUCCUUCCUUUUGACCAAUCAGAUAUCACUUGUAUUUGCUUCAAACAAAAUGGCGGCGCCCAGUCAAGACGAUCCGAUCGAUAAUCAAGAUCUACAUUGUAAUAGAAAGGGUCUUACCUCGCGUGCAUCAAAUCAAGUGAGCGUCUUGAUGAAAAGAUUUGGAAAAUUUCUGUUGACGACAUGUUGACUGUACAUAUGCUUUGCAAAUCCUGCAAUCGACCGAAAUCUGCACGGCAGUUUACGAACCGGAUGUCGAUUUCAUUACGCGAUUUUGAUUGGACUGUGCAAAGACUCGUUAGUCCAGCCAAAAUAUAACUCCAUAAUUCCAGCCUAGUCCGGCAAGGGUGUAAACUGGACUUAUAAAGUCAGUUAACCCCCUUACCUCAGGGGGAUGGGUUCAGACUCCGUCAUGUACAGGCAGCCGUGAUAAAGCUGUAAUAUGGCUGCCUAUGUGGUUAAACAACAUUGAUACUCACAACUAUAUAUCAAACACCAGCGUUAAACAUUAACAUGAACACUUGGCCAUGGUUUGUAAACAUCCCAAAUAGCUGAUGAGAAGAAGGCGGUCACGAGCCUGCUGCCUAUGUGCAAGAAAUACAAUCAUACCUUCGAUGUUCUAGAAUCAGUUUUUGAAAAUCCCCUCUACACUUCUGUGAUUUUUUGUCAAUAACAAGAUGCAUUAGUCGCUCGGUCCGCUUCAACUGUAAGACUAAUUAAUCUAUUCAGCAUCAUUAAGCUAUUUUUAUUUUUCCAGCUCUGGGGUCGCGGUUUUGCAGAAUAUGUAUACUAGUAUUUAAAACUAGAGUAUGUAGAAACCAGACAGUUUUCAAAUCGCCCGGUUUUACAUGUUUAUAACAUAGAAAUCAGAGUGGACAAUAUCAAUAUAAUCUGAGAAGCAAAAGGAACUGUGCCUUUUUGUUGAUUUUAAUGUUUCUUUUUCAAUUUAAAAUAUCUUAAGUUAAGAACUGUACUGGCGAUAAGUCAGCAGUUAGAGAAUCCUUCUACAUGGUUUCAUUUUUUGAAAAUAUACUUUGAUUUAAAGCUUUAGAAAUAAAAAGAUUCCAUAAAAUACACAACUGCUGUUGGCUGAUUUGCUGUUUUCGGCACAAAUUUUCAACAUUUCAAACAUGAUAGGGGUCAUGUGGUUGCAAAUUCAUUUAGUACCCAAUCUUCAUUGAAAUUUACACAAAAUGAACAAGCCACAGACUAACUGUUGCAGGCAUGAGUGAUGGUUAAAUAGACAUAAUCAAAUUUGAACAACAGUUGUUUCAAUUUUCAAUUACAUAAAAAUAAUCUCGGUAUACUUUCUUUCGCCCCUCAGUUUAGCUCAUUAGUUUAGAGGAAGGCUGCAGAUUUUGUUGCUGCAUAGAGUUACAACAUCUUUAAUACGAUGGUUAUUCUCCAAUUAUAUGCACAAAUAUUGUGUCUGUGUCUUGCAUGUUUUUUGUUCUUUUUGCAUGUGAUCGAUUCGUCCUAUUACAUAUCUGGUUGAAUAAAACUUGUCUUUGGGUAGCAUUGAUAACCUUCAUAAAUAUGAGAAUAGUAUUUGAACGACACAAGUAAAAAUUUUUUUUAUUUCUUUAAACCGGACAAAUGUGGUACAAUGUGUAUUAAUUUGCUUCGCAACAUUCGAUAUAUACUCAGUGUCAUUAUUGAAGGAUCACCUUAUGUUGGUUGGUUGGUUUGUUUAACGCCGCACUCAGCAAUAUUCCAGCUAUAUGACGGCGGUCUGUAAAUAAUCGUGUCUGGGCCAGAUAAUCCAGUGAUUAAUAUCAUGAGCAUCGAUCCA